Messenger RNA from Tripterygium wilfordii, 655 nucleotides. RefSeq names its product 60S acidic ribosomal protein P3-2-like. Gene Ontology annotation, cellular component: ribosome. Gene Ontology annotation, molecular function: structural constituent of ribosome. Bases 64 to 420 code for a protein of 118 amino acids. Gene Ontology annotation, biological process: translational elongation. The transcript is spliced from 2 exons. NCBI's taxonomy places the organism in Eukaryota, Viridiplantae, Streptophyta, Magnoliopsida, Celastrales, Celastraceae. The record is from RefSeq and is a predicted model, not a curated record.
UGUUAUUUUCUCGUCAUAUCGAAGUUGGGCUUAGGGUUUUCAGCAGAGAAACAAAAAGAGAGAAUGGGAGUGUUCACGUUUGUGUGCAGAAGUUCAGGGGACGAGUGGACGGGGAAGCAGCUCUCUGGGGACCUCGAGGCCUCGGCUCCCUCCACCUACGAUCUACAAAGGAAGCUCGUCCAGACUGCCCUUUCCGUUGACUCCUCCGGCGGUGUCAGUACCUCUUUCUCAAUAAUCACUCCUUCCUCUGGCGUCUUCCAGGUUGUUGUUGGCGGCGGUGCUGUUGGUGGUGCAGUGGCUGCAGCAGCGGCUCCAGGAGGUGGCUCAGCUCCUGCUGCUGAAGAGAAGAAGGAAGAGGAGAAGAAGCCUGAAAAGGAGGAGAGCGAGGACGAAGAUAUGGGAUUCUCUUUGUUUGAUUAGAGGCUUAGAGCCCAUCUUUGUUGCUUUGUGAGUUGGCUAUUAUUGGUUGAAAUUUUAACAGAACUGUCAAAUUAGAUCAUGUGAAGUGUUUUUUUUUUUUUCUGAAUCAGAAAGAUUUGUUUACAGUUUGGUUUAAUGUUUUUUAGUCACGUAUAUGGACAACCACUUUUGCAUUCCUCUGUUGUGCACAAUGUUUUCCUGCUGAAGGGGAAUUGUUUUGGUUGGGUUUUGCUUA